Melospiza georgiana is the source of this 1257-nucleotide messenger RNA. RefSeq lists its product as uncharacterized. Gene Ontology annotation, molecular function: nucleic acid binding; four-way junction helicase activity; zinc ion binding. The transcript is spliced from 14 exons. NCBI's taxonomy places the organism in Eukaryota, Metazoa, Chordata, Aves, Passeriformes, Passerellidae. Gene Ontology annotation, cellular component: nucleus; chromosome; cytoplasm. The record is from RefSeq and is a predicted model, not a curated record. Gene Ontology annotation, biological process: DNA replication; double-strand break repair via homologous recombination. Bases 1 to 1257 code for a protein of 418 amino acids.
AUGGAGCGGCAGCAGGAGCUGAAGGUGCUGCUGAAGCGUUGGGAAGCGGAAUUCCUGCGGGAGCGGCAGCGCAAACCCAGCCAGGCCGACAUCGAGGAGGCUCCAGAGGAAACUCGCAGGCUGUACCGGGAGUACCGGGAGCUGAAACGGCUCCAGAAACCCCCAGGGAAGGCAGAAAAUCCUGGGGCACAAAAAUCCCCAAAGGAGGAGCAGGAGGAGGAUUUGGGGUGUUGGGGCUCCCACCUGAACAGAGCCCCCCAAACCCCCCGGGCCCGGCAGCCCCGGGCGGGAAAUUCCCAAUUCUGUGGGAUCCGACUCAAACACAAACUGGGACCCACUGGGAAGAAAAUAAUCCUAAAAAUUCCCAAAAAUUCCCAGAAAAAAAAUCCCAAAUUUUCCCCAAAUUCCCCCGAAUUUUUGGCCCAAAAUCCCCAAUUUUUCCCCAUUUCUGGAAAAUUCCAGCGGCUCCAGCGGAGCGUGGCCAAAACUUUUUGCUCUCUGGACCCCGCCUGGAUCCAGAGGGUGGAGGAAUCCCAGAAAAUUUGGGAAUCCCAAAAAAACGAAAAGGAAAAAUCCCAAAAUGGAUCUGGAGGAUUCCUGAAGGAGGAAGAGGAGGAGGAAGAGAAACCCAAAGCCACGCGCAGAGCUCGAGCUCCGCCCCGAGGCAAUUUCGUCCGCCUGAACCUGAAGAGAAAAUCGUAUUCCCGCGCAUCCAUGAGGGGAAAAUUCCUCCGCAAACAGGUUUGGAAGCAAAAAUGGAGAAAAAAGUUCGGGGGCGGAGCCGAUGUUUGCUUCCGGUGUGGCGGGAAGGGGCACUGGGCCUCGGAGUGCCGAGGGAAGGAUUUGGGAUCAUUCCCAGAAGAAAUCCCCCAGGAGAAGCCGCUCCUCACUCUGGAUGAAGCGGCCCAAAGAACCAACGGAGAUUUUACCCCAGAAAUUCCUGAUGGAUCCAGCACAGAGAAUUCCCAGCUCCCUUUGGAUUCCCUGGAUUUCCCUAAGCCAGAAUUCUCCCCCCCAUCCCCUCCCCCACCCCCCCUGGAUCCCCUUUACCCCCCAAACCCCGAUGGGACCAUCCCAGAUCCCCCUGAGGAGGUGCUGGAGGCUCUGAGGACUUUGGGGUUCGAUUCCUUCAGGCCUGGCCAGGCCGAGGCCGUCAUGAGGGUCCUUUGUGGAAUCUCCACGCUGCUCACGCUGCCCACAGGCUCAGGCAAAUCCCUCUGUUACCAACUCCCUUUUUUCCCACCCUUUUCCCCAUAG